ACUCCUCGUUCGUCCCGUCGCAGCUUAUCAUCGUGUGUUUGCUAAAGUGGCUAGCCGCCGAGAAAGUGGGUGUAAUGGACAGAUGCGAACGCUAACAUCAGCCGAAUAACACACCUGUCAACACACCUUUCCUUGCAAGUGCAGCCAUGUUCGGCAGGUCACGGAGCUGGGUUGGAGGACAGGGGAGGUCGAAAAAUAUCCAUUCACUGGACCAUUUAAAGUACAUGUACCACGUCCUGACCAAGAACACCACCGUGACAGACAACAACCGCAACCUCCUGGUGGAGACCAUCCGCUCCAUCACAGAGAUCCUCAUCUGGGGGGACCAGAAUGACAGCUCUGUGUUUGACUUCUUCCUGGAGAAAAACAUGUUUGCCUUCUUCCUGAACAUCCUGCGACAGAAGUCCGGCCGCUACGUGUGUGUUCAGCUUCUUCAGACCCUCAACAUCCUCUUUGAGAACAUAAGCCACGAGACUUCCCUAUAUUACCUCUUAUCCAACAACCACGUGAACUCCAUCAUCGUCCACAAAUUUGACUUUUCAGACGAGGAGGUCAUGGCCUACUAUAUCUCCUUCCUCAAGACGCUCUCACUCAAACUCAACAAUCACACCGUGCAUUUCUUCUACAACGAGCACACUAAUGACUUUGCCCUGUACACUGAGGCCAUUAAGUUUUUCAACCACCCCGAAAGCAUGGUCCGCAUUGCGGUGCGCACCAUCACGCUGAACGUCUACAAAGUGGACAACCAGCACAUGCUGCACUACAUCCGAGAUAAGACGGCGGUGCCAUAUUUCAGCAACUUGGUCUGGUUCAUCGGCAGCCAUGUCAUCGAACUGGACAAGUGCGUGCAGACGGACGAAGAGCACAAAAACCGAGGCAAGUUAAGCGGCUUGGUAGCAGAGCACCUUGACCACCUUCACUAUCUGAACGACAUCCUCAUCAUCAACUGUGAAUUCCUCAAUGACGUUCUGACGGACCACCUCCUAAACCGCCUCUUCUUACCGCUCUAUGUCUACUCUUUGGUUAGCCAUGAAUCGCCUGAAGAGCGAAAGAUCAACCCUCAGGUGUCCCUGUACCUGCUGUCUCAAGUGUUUCUCAUCAUCCACUACCAUCCCCUCGUCAACGCCCUGGCUGAUGUAAUUCUGAACGGAGACCUGUCUGUCUUCAUCCCACAGAUGGACAAUCACAGCACACACAAGAACACAGCCAGCUCCGCAGCGGUGCGCCGCUUCACCAAGCCGGCAGAGUCUUUGGAACGCUCGCUGGAGCUUUCCCGCCACCGUGGUCGCAAAAGGACCCAGAAGAGGCCAAACUACAAGAACCUGGGAGAGGAGGAGGACGAUGGGAGUGCUGGAGGCGGCAGCAGCCGGGAAGCGGGCGAGGAGGGCUGGGAAGAUGGUGGCAGAGGAGGAGAGAGGGAGAAGGGAAAAGGUACAGAGCUUGUGGGAGCAGGUGGGAGUUCUAAGGCGAGCAGAGCGAGUGGGGAAGCGGCGGAAGAGAUCGAGAUGGUGGUGAUGGACACUUGUAAAGUGACGGAGCUGACCGAGCAGAACAUCACAGACGAAGAAAAGACGGAAGCUGCCACGCGCUCACACACCCACAGAAGCAGGCCCUUCUUGGACAUGGUGUACAGCGCCCUUGACUGCACUGACGAUGACUACCAUGCCCUGUUUGUCCUCUGCCUGCUUUAUGCCGUCUCACACAGCAAAGGCAUCAACGGUGAUCUCCUGGAGAGGUUGCAGCUGCCAGUCCCCGACCAGGAGAGAAGUUCCUACAGUUUGGUUCUUGCAGAGAGGCUGAUCCGAGUCAUGAGUCUGGCAGCACAGCCAGAUGGUAGAGUGCGUCUUGCCACCCUGGAACUCAGCUGCCUGCUACUGAAACAGUCCGUCUUGUCUGGAAGUCAGUGCAUCAUCAAAGACGUUCACCUGGCCUGCCUGGAGGGAGCGAGAGAAGAAAGUCUCCAUCUGCUGCGUCGAUUCUACAAGGGCGAGGAGAUCUUUCUCGACAUGUUUGAAGACGAAUACAGGAGCAUGACCAGUAAACCGCUGAACGUGGAGUAUUUGAUGAUGGACGCCUCCAUACUGCUGCCACCCACCGGCACGCCUCUGACAGGCAUCGACUUUGUCAAGCGGCUGCCUUGUGGAGAUGUGGAGAAGACACGCAGGGCCAUCCGAGUGUUCUUCAUGCUGCGGUCGCUGUCAUUGCAGCUCCGAGGAGAACCGGAGACACAGCUGCCUCUGACCAGACUCGAAGACCUCAUCAAGACCGAUGAUGUCUUAGAUCUCAAUAACAGUGACCUAAUAGCGUGUAUGGUGGUCAGCAAAGAUGGCGGCCAGGCUCAAAGGUUCCUCGCUGUGGACAUCUACCAGAUGAGUCUGGUGGAGCCGGAAACCAAACGCCUCGGAUGGGGUGUCGUCAAGUUUGCAGGCCUAUUACAGGACAUGCAGGUGUCUGGCGUGGAAGACGACAGCAGAGCGUUGAACAUCGUGAUCCACAAGCCCAGCUCCAACCCUCACGCCAAGCCGCUGCCCAUCCUGCAGGCCAACUUCAUCUUCGCCGACCACAUCCGCUGCAUCAUUGCCAAGCAGAGGCUGGCGAAAGGUCGCAUCCAGGCCAGGCGCAUGAAAAUGCAAAGGAUUGCAGCUCUGUUGGACCUGCCCGUCCAGCCAAGUACCACAGAAGUGCUGGGUUUCGCCCAGACAGCCAACGCCUCGCCCAGCGCGCUCCCUUUCCGCUUUUACGAGCAGUCCAGGCGAGCGCCCAAUGACCCCACGGCCGGCCGUGCCGUCUUCGCCUCGGUGGACAAAGUCCCAGGCUUCGCCGUAGCACACUGCGUGUCGCAACACAGCCCAUCUCCUCUGUCCUCGCCGUCCACGCCCACCAGCGGGAGCGGCAGCACAGGAAGAUGCGACUCUGUCACCGCCAGCUCUAUUUCAGCUCAGAGCCCCACAGAUGACGGCAACUUCUUGGAGCACACCCCUCCCCCGUCAUCGUGCGGAGAAGGGGGGGAAGGGGCCUCCUCCGCCCAGGGCCCGGCCCUGGCUCCCAGCCUCACCCCGGCCUCCCAGCCCACCAUCUCGCUCCUCACGGACGGCGGCGCCGACACCUUGAGCGUGGACUCGCUGACCCUGCUGCCCCCUGCGGACCUGCACCCUUGUGCCGCCCACCAGCCCGCCACCCUCCCCUUCCUCCAGAGACUAGACGAGGCGAGCGAUGAGGAAGACAAAGGGAGAGCGAGGAGAGAGGAGGAAACAGAAGAUACACACUUUUCAGGUGAGCACGUCUUUGUGGGGACCGGCUCACCUGCUGAGCAGGAAGAAAAAACUGUCCAUGAGACAGAAGAUGCAGACUCAGCAGAUUCUCCAGAACUGGACUAACAACACACACACACACACACACAGGUCGGGUGUGACGUGUGUUUACCAGAAGACAUGACAGAAAGCACACAGACUUCAUUGUCAUGCAGGACACUUUUUAGCCGCGUCCAACCAGCAGCCUUUUUUUUUUUAACUGACCAGAUGUGAUGUUUUAGAAGAUCUAUUUUUAUGUCUUACGUUCACAUCGCCACUUGUGCUGUCACUCUCUACUAUGCUAAACACACACACACACACACACACACACACACACACACACUGUCAGCUGCACAAGCCUUUUCUGCACUAGUAGCGUGUGUGUGUGUGGUUAUGGAGAAUGUAGGCAUGGAUGUAUGAAUGUAUGCAUUACAAAAUACAACUUAAGCUGCACUACACGAUUGGUCCACACAUGCGCAAAGGCGACGUCACUUCCUGUCAAACAUGUCACUUCCUGUCAUCUUUAUUUUACCAUCACAAUAUUUUGGUGCUCAAUCGUGCACACUGUCACUGGUACCAUGCUUUUCUUUUUUUAGUCAUCUUUAUUUCAAAUCCAAUCCAAACUGGAUUCUUUUAGCACUUUUCAUACACGGGAAAGUUACAACGCAGAGUGUUCUAAAUCAGUUUAAAAAUGGAACUCAACACAAACAACACCAUUGACACUAACAAGACACAGCAUGGCACUGAGGAAAACAACAUUUCAGGCGGCCACACGAGAAUACCUUUGAAAUUAAUGUUGGCGGAAAAAACAAUAACACAAUUAUAUAUAUACAUACAUAUAUAUAUAUAUAUAUAUAUAUAUAUAUUUAUAUAUAUAUAUUUAUAUAAUAUAAUUAUAUAUUAUAAAUGAUAUAAUAAUAUCAUAUUUUAAUAAAAAUAUAACAAAUAAGGGUGUCAAACUUGUUUCUAUUGAGGGCCACAUCACAGUUCUGACUGCUUUCAGAGGGCAGCUUGUAACUGUGAAUAAAUAUGAUUUAAUCUAAAUGUAUAAUCGCCUGUUACGCAAUUUACAAAUUUGACUGUUAGAUUGUUUUACCGCACAAAAUAAUGGACAACUUGCUGUGAAAUCAUAGGUCAGGAUGACAAGCAGAUAUUUCAGCAUUUCAUGUUUUACAAAAAUAGAAAUAAUACUGUAUAUAAUUUUUCUGUGAUCAGUUAAUAAUAAAAUUUAAAAGAUGCAGUAAAUUAUUUCUUCUGUCAAAAUUGAAAGAAGGAAUAUAUUUAGUAGGAACGAUGAAGUACUUUACUGACGCACAUUAUUUUCAGGCCGUCUGGGGCCACAUAAGUUGAUGUGGGGGGCCUCGAAUUUGACACCGGUGAUAUCGAACAUUAAAUACCAAACAAUAUUCAAUAAUAAAUGAUCACCGUCACCAUGGUGACAAUCGACUGUUACUAACUGACCGUACAAAAACCCCAACGUGUCCACUAACAAAUGACAAAAUAAGCAAUGUUUUUGGUUGUUGUUUUUUUUACAAAGAAAUCAAUGCAACAUUAAUGCCAAAUUGCAAACUCUACUCAUAGACAUUAUUGUUUAAAUGUACACAAAAAAAAAGUAUCAUAAAGUAUCACAGCGUGUGACGUCGCAGAAGCUCUGCCGCGAUCCCCGUGAGUCAAGGAAGUGACGUAGGCCGCCACGUGUGGAACAAUCCAGUAGUAGGGGUGUGAGUCUUUGGGCACCGAACCAUUCGAUUCGGAAACAAUUCUUGAUUCAAACCGAUAUUCGAUUCAAACCGAUUCUUGCAUUGUAAUUUUUUGUGUAGUAAUUUGUGUGAGUUUUUGGACACCGAAUGAUUCGAUUCAGAAACGAUUCUUGAUUCAAACCGAUUCUCGAUUCAAACCGUUUCUUGCAUUGUUUUUUGGGGUUUAGUAGGGGUGUGAGUCUUUGGGCACUGAACCAUUUGAUUCAGAAUCGAAUCUCAAUUCAAACCAAUUCUCGAUUCAAACCGAUUCUUGCAUUGUAAUUUUUGGUGUAAUAGGGGUGUGAGUCUUUGGGCACCGAACCAUUCGAUUCGGAAACAAUUCUUGAUUCAAACCGAUAUUCGAUUCAAACCGAUUCUUGCAUUGUAAUUUUUUGUGUAGUAAUUUGUGUGAGUUUUUGGACACCGAAUGAUUCGAUUCAGAAACGAUUCUUGAUUCAAACCGAUUCUCGAUUCAAACCGUUUCUUGCAUUGUUUUUUGGGGUUUAGUAGGGGUGUGAGUCUUUGGGCACUGAACCAUUUGAUUCAGAAUCGAAUCUCAAUUCAAACCAAUUCUCGAUUCAAACCGAUUCUUGCAUUGUAAUUUUUGGUGUAAUAGGGGUGUGAGUCUUUGGGCACCGAAUGAUUCGAUUCCCGAUUCAAACCGAUUCUUGAUUCACAUCGAUUCUUGCAUUGUAUUUUUUGGUGAAGUAGGAGUGUGAGUCUUUGGGCACCGAACCAUUUGAUUCGGAAUCGAUUCUCGAUUCAAACCGAUUCUCGAUUCAAACCGAUUCUUGCAUUGUGUUUUUGGUGUAGUAGUAGUAAUAAUAAUAAUAAUAAUAGUACACUUUUUCAAAACAGGUUACAGGUUAGAAAAUCAACUUCUGGUUGCAUGGAGAUGGUCUAAAAACAUAUUUUUAAAAACAGGUUUUUAUUUCAGAAGAACAAUUGAAUAUGUUUUUUUAAUCGAUUAUUGAAAAUGAUUAAUUGAUUCCGAAUCGGGAUGAGUAGGAAUCGCGAUUCGGAGGCGAAUCGAUUUUUUUUUGCGCACCCCUACAGAGUAGCAACAACGUCAUGAAAAAAAAUCAUUGGAAUUUGCGUUUUUAAUUCCGGACUACGAAUAUGUGCACAAUUUGUUAUUGACAACCGAUAUAUUUCACGAUUGAAUUAAAAUACAACAAAUAAUCCGACUCACUGGCUCACAAGUGACGACAUUAGUGCGUGACGUCUCAUUCAUGCGAUCGCUCCUCUUCCAAGUGAAUAAUGACAGCGCCCAUCUUGAAUUGAUCCUCCUAAUUAUCAAUCAAUCAAUCAAUGUUUAUUUAUAUAGCCCUAAAUCACAAGUGUCUCAAAGGGCUGCACAAGCCACAACGACAUCCUCGGUACAGAGCCCACAUAAGGGCAAGGAAAAACUCACCCCAGUGGGACGAUUAAUGGCCGUUGACCUUUGGAGGCGUUCAAACACACACGGACAUCUUUGGUUUCACUUUCAUCUGCUUGGUUCUCACGCGUUCAGCUUGCAGGCCUGCCUGGAUAAAAUCAUGUGUGUGAUGAGAAUCAUGUGUUGGAGUCAGAAUGGAAGACACGCGAGCAAGCAGUCACGCCAGAUUUGAUGAUUCAGUGUUUCCUUCCUGCUGUGGAAGACCAACGACUGAGAGGAUGGCCACAUCAUUCCAUUGAGGUGCGUCUUUUCUCUUAUCGAACGUCAGCGAGGAAGGUUCAUUGGUAUCUCGCAUUACCAAAGCUUUUUUUCACACUGGAUUGAUGGAACUGAUUUUUUUUUAUAUUCAAUUAUGUGUUUACAGUGUUUCAAAAAGUCAGUGUAAAAAAAAUUCAGUGUAAAAAAAAAAAUCAGUGUGUAAAAAUACAAGUGUGUAAAAAUCUGCCUUAAAAUUCAGUGAAAAAAUUCUGUGUAAAAAAUUAUUGGAACUGAAUUUUUUGUUAGAAUUUUGUGAACUGAUUUUUUUUACAUGAAAUUAUGUAUUUAAAAAGUCAGUUUGUGAAAAUACAGUGUAAAAAAAUAUUCAGCGCUCAAAAAUUCAGUGUGUAAAAAUUCCCCCUUUAAAAUUAAGUAAAAAAUUAUUGGAACUGAAUUUUUUGCGUUUGAAUUUUGCAAAUAGAUUUUUUUUUUAUAUCAAUUUGUUCAAAUACAGGGUUUCAAAAAUUCAGUGCUAAAAAAGUCGGUGUAAAAAAUAGAAGUGUGGAAAAAUUCAGCCUUAAAAUUCAGUGAAAAAAAUUCUGAGUAAAAAACAUAUUGGAACUGAAUUUUUUGCGUUUGAAUUUUGUGAACUGAUUUUUUUUACAUUAAAUUAUCCAUCCAUCCAUCCAUCCAUUUUCU
This is a messenger RNA of Nerophis lumbriciformis (worm pipefish), 7364 nucleotides long. It is a transcript of the gene clec16a, whose product is annotated as C-type lectin domain containing 16A. Gene Ontology annotation, biological process: regulation of autophagosome maturation; endosomal transport; vacuolar transport. Lineage: Eukaryota; Metazoa; Chordata; Actinopteri; Syngnathiformes; Syngnathidae. The record is from RefSeq and is a predicted model, not a curated record. Gene Ontology annotation, cellular component: Golgi apparatus; late endosome.